Paracoccidioides brasiliensis Pb18 is the source of this 1263-nucleotide messenger RNA. RefSeq lists its product as uncharacterized. The record is from RefSeq and is a predicted model, not a curated record. The coding region runs from base 1 to 1263 and encodes 420 amino acids. The transcript has 9 exons.
AUGGCUGCCUCUCGCCGCCACAGAAGACCAUGUGUUUUUUCGCAUGGCAAUACACGCCUCGAGCUCGCUAUGAAAUACUGCUCCGAGUCCAUGAUGGGCCUUUUAAGGAAUUUCGAACUAUCUACAAAUGCCUUCAUUUCGUUCUUUGGGUUCACCUCUGCUUACCCAAUCUCGAAGAUGGCAGUGACGCCUUUCAAGGUGGAGGCAUGGUCGGAGUGUGCUGUUGCAGUGCUCAUUAUAUCCGUAAGGAUAUACUAUCGCUGCUGGCGUGUCAGGCGAAACUGGGACGGGGACGAUUACUUCGCUGUCCUCGCAAUUAUAUUCUGGGCGGCGCAAACAUCCAUGCUUGAAUUAAUCGGUCGAUAUGGUACGACUACAGGAAUGAAUGAUGAGAUUGCCCUCAAGCUCACUGAGGAGGAGAAAAGACGAAUAGUUAUUGGAACCAAAUGUCUCCUUGCGGGCUGGUGCCUUUAUGUCACAUUGAUCUGGUGCCUGAAAUCCUGCAUGUUGUUUCUGUACAAAAGACUCACUCUGAACCUUAGCCAGCAACGUGCAGUUAGAAUAACUGGACUAAUCUGCACCCUGGCCUACAUCGCAACACUUAUGGUCAUUCUAACCCAUUGCCACCCGAUACAAAAAGUGUGGCAGAUUUACCCUUAUCCUGGUGAUUCUUGCGCUUUAAACAUCCCGAACUACCUGGCACUAGUGGUGACAAAUGUGUCGACCGAUGUCAUGAUCAUUUACAUCCCUCUUCCCUUGCUAUGGAAAGUGAAAAUUCCAAUGCGCCGGAAAGUUCUCUUCGGAGCAUGGCUAUGCACUGGAAUUUUCAUCAUCAUCGCUGCUAUCGUUCGCUGCAUUCUAUGCCUAAGGGACGUUCGAUUCAUCAACAUUGCAACCAUUUGGUCCGUUCGAGAAACUUUCGUCGCAACAAUAGCCGUCAACAUACCUGUCCUGAAGCCACUGUUUUCAAAGAGCCUUCGACUCGCAACGACAGGCUCGUCGAGCAAAAACACCAGAUCAACCAGUCACGACGGCAGCCACCAGCUUACACGAAUUGAGCGGAAGGAAAAGCAAAAUAGGAUUCGUAUUGCAAUGGGACUGACGACGAUGGAUAACAGCAGCGAGGAAAGGAUGGUGCAGGGAUUUGAUCCAAAUUCGAAGAACAAUGAGUACGUGAUCUCGACGGGCAGUGUCGAGACUGUUAAUCACGAGUUGAGAGAACCGGCGGAGAUUCAUGUUACCACAACCUAUAAUGUUUCUUAA